AAGAUAAAGGGAGCAUGGCUCGCGCAGUAAGGUGGUGCUCGACGGGCGUGACGGAAGAGCAAGUAGCAAAUGCUGUUGUUCUGUGCGCAGCCAUCACAAGCGACGACAUACCCACCUUCCUCGAGUCAGAUUCGUCCGCAGCAUCUCUCUCUGAUGGCCUAUCUUCCCGUUCGCUCGUUGCGCUGGACGAUUUUGUCCUCGUCGAAUCAGAACUCAGUGUAUUCUGCUGCAUCAAGCCCACGUCCCUUCCCCAGCAGCUUCUCGACAUGACCGAGCGGCAAACGACCUUUCGGUAUGGCGGUCGCAUCCACACAGCUCUCCACAAACGCGCGACACACAUCCUGCACCUUCUCCAACGCCCACAUGACCCCCAAACGAGGCAGUCCUUGCUCGACAUCGUUCGUGACAAAGGCAAGACCCUCGUCUUAUGUGGCCACGCAGCGACGGGAAGCACGGCGCACUUGUGCUUCCUAGCCCUGGUGUACUCCGCAUUGCCGCGCGGGCUUCGACUGACGUUAGACGCCAUCGACGACGCCCAUCAGCGUGACGCAUCCUCAUCCUCCCCAGCCUGUCCCCCGAGCCUCAAAGCGCAGCGGGACCUCCUUCUUACCGAACUCUCCCUCCAAGACCUCGGCGUGCGGUCCAUCGCGUUCGGGUCGCCCUGCAUCAGCACCGCCGACGUGACGUCCGUGCUUCGUGCCACGUCCUUGACGCAGCACAUGCUGACCGUUGUCAACGAAUUCGACUGCGUGCCCAACAUAUUUGACAUCGCGCAGACCGCCUCUCUAGUCUCGACGACCACCCGCCGCUUCGUCGAAGUGUCCCGCGCGCUCAAAUUUGUGCUCACGCUGCUGCCCAACGUCGCCCGCGUCGUCGGCCAGUCCACUAUGUCCGCUACGCCAUCUUCUAUGACUCAAUUAGCGCUGUCGUAUUACACCAACCAGACGUGGCAGCUGUUGCACAAAGCGUUUCGAACGUUCCAAACGCGUCUUGUACCCGACUCGGGGAUGCAAGCAUUGGGUCCGUGUGGCACGUACGCCUUCCUCGCCAAGGACAGCCUUGUUGUUACGUACAUGGACGACCCGGACGCCGUCGCCGCCACCUUGCGCGCCGCCAUGCAGGCCGUGUCCAUGCAUGCGCUCCGGCAGCAUAUCGUGCCCUCGUACGUGACCCACGUGUCCAAGCGGGUGGCGCAGGGCUGCAGCGCCGACAUGAACCACUACGAGCGGCUUCACAUCGCCCCCGACGCGUCGGCAAAGGACGUCCGGUCGGCGUACAAGACGCACGCGCUCAAGUGGCAUCCGGACCGCUGGCCCACCGCUGCCGGACGGGACAAGGCCACCGUCCGAUUCAAACUGCUUGCGGAAGCUCACGAGGUGCUGUCCGACCCCGAGGCCCGCGCCGCCUACGACAAGCGGUUAAAACAACAGCAGCAAGAGGGGAGUUCGUGGGGGGACGAGUUUUGGCAGCGGGGGACCGUGCGGGGCACGAGCUUGGACGACGCUUUGCGGGUGUUUUACAUGGCCCAAGACAAGCUCGAGAGUCACUUGAGUGGCUUGUCGAGUCGCGGCGUGGUCGCGGUUCCCAAGGUGAACACCCCACCGCGGUUUCAACCCAACAACCACGACAACCUGUUUGCCGCCGACAAGAUGCGAGUAGUUCGACCGGACAAGUCGGUCACGUACGUGACGGCGGAAGACAUGCUCGCGACGGACCGCGCGGCGGGCACAAGAGGCGGGGGGGGGUUGGCGAUGGCGGCGUCGGCUGUGGGAGGCGCGGUGGUGGUCGGGGCGGCGGUGGCCGUGGCGGUGCACGCGUGGACUACGUACAGCGACAGCGCGCGCCGACGCCGCCAAGCCGACGCGAUCCGGCGCAUGCCGUUUCCCAUGCUCCAGCGUCUCUUGACGGAUGCAGAUGGGGGAGCAUCGUCGGUGGCUUCAACGAGCCUACCGCCUUGCGAGCCUCGAUCUCCACAUCCUACAGACAUAAUCCAUGGACAUGAUCAUGAGAUGGCAGUGGUACCUGCGAACAAAUCCACGGAGAUAGCCGCCUUGUUGGACGAGUUUUACGACUGCGUGGACGACGUGGGCUGGGCUGAGGUGCACGAAGAGGCCGAAGACGAGUACUUUGACUGCUUGGCCACGUUGGAGCCGGAUCGGGAUGAGGCGACAAUGUUUCCGCGAGGCGCGUACGUGCUGACUCCGUUUGGGAUCGGUACGGUGGUGGCUGAUUUGAACGACGAAGCGUACUACUACGUGGUGGAGUUGGUGUCGGGCCAGUUGAGCUACGUCCAGCGGCACGACGUGGUGCGGGGCGCAGCCGCGAUGGUGGCGCACAAGGAACGACAGAUGGAGACGGUGCGCCGGCGGGUCGCCGACCACGUGGUGGUCGCGUAUAGCUUGGAAACGGACGGCGCGACGACGUCGCUGGGGUCGAUGGUCGCGGCGGGGACGGACGCGGCGGUGGACAGCGGCGUCAAGGCGGCCGGGGGGGUGGCGCUGGCGUCGGGACUGGAGCGCAUGGUGCCUGGCUUGGGCCUGGCCGCCGCGCCGCUGACUGUCGCUGCCAUCUUGGUUGACGUGGGCAAGGAGUACUUGGAGUUUCGUCAAAAGAAGUCGCUCACGUCGGCCAGCGAACGGCUGGCCAUGCAGACGUUCUGGCUCAAAGCUGGCCACCACGUCGCCAGCGGAUCGACUGCUGCCGCCGGGGCGACGAUCGGACUGUAUGGCGUCUCCUCCGCCGUCGGGUACUGGACGGGGGCGGCGGCAAUGGGACCCGCGGGGCUCGUGGCAGCCACGGGGGCGGCGGUGGUCGGGGGUCUCUUGGGGUACGCCGCAGGGGCAAGUGUCUACGCGAACUCGACACGGGAGCACUUUACGAGUCUCCAACACGCUAGCGCCGAGAUCGAUCGGCUUGAAGUCGGCGCCAAGGUCCUCUUCACGCAGUUCGAUCCCCUCGGUACAGGAUACAUCUCCACGUCGGACUGCAAACUGCUGGUUCAACAGCUGACUAUGAGCCAAGUGGCAGAAGGUGGUGACGACGAAGGCCCACCUUCUGUGGAGGGCGGAGGGGGCGGCGUGUCGUGGGGGGUGUAUUGGGAAUGGGUCAGUGCCAAAGCAGUGGCGAAACUGAACACGUUGGAGCAGACUCGCUGCGACUCUACAAAGCAUGGCCGUUGGUGGGAUCGAUACCAGCGCUAUUUCAACUUUGCCAGCGCCCCUGCCGCGCUCCUCCCACCACCUCCAUGUGACCCCUCCUGCCCCAUGUACCCUAGUGUAAUCAGAGCAUUGGCAUUCCACCCCCCAAGCAAACAAGUCAAGCCGAACAAGACUGCCGUGAAUUCCAUCGUGGAACUAGCCCAAGUCGACGCGCUGGUUGAUUCCCACUCUCUAUCGCCCGAUGAAGCGUUCUGUCUCCAGCUGUACUUGCAAUCGACGGACGAAUCGACUCGACAUCAAGCGCGCCAGACCAUUCGAACGCUGACAAGGGACCUCGACCAGCACAUGGAGCAUUCAGGCGAUGAUGCGAGCCACGUUGUGAUUUCGUCGGCGUUUUCGGCGGAAGACACGACUGGCCAAGAAGAGGAUGAGGAGGCGACGGAGCAACUGGACGUGCUGUGCUCAUUGCUGUCGAAUCGGGGCCUCGGCAGACUGCUGGUGGACCACCGCGUCGACGUCCCCCCCGACACCCCACACGAUCAGCUCCACGGUCUCGCCUUGACCCAUUUGGCCCCUCGACACUAAUCCCAAUAUAUAUAUAUUUAUAUUAAUCCCAAC
Molecule: messenger RNA, 3776 nt
Organism: Aphanomyces astaci
Lineage: Eukaryota; Oomycota; Saprolegniomycetes; Saprolegniales; Verrucalvaceae
Exons: 1
Coding region: 15-3743 (1242 amino acids)
Source: RefSeq, a predicted model, not a curated record